Spea bombifrons (plains spadefoot toad) is the source of this 1260-nucleotide messenger RNA. RefSeq names its product complement C8 gamma chain (gene C8G). Gene Ontology annotation, cellular component: membrane attack complex. The record is from RefSeq and is a predicted model, not a curated record. Gene Ontology annotation, biological process: complement activation. The transcript has 7 exons. Lineage: Eukaryota; Metazoa; Chordata; Amphibia; Anura; Pelobatidae. The coding region runs from base 55 to 681 and encodes 208 amino acids.
AUAGGCAGUGGCGGAGCUCAGCGCCGCUCCUGGUGCCUCUCAGUAGUCUGCCUGAUGAAGGACACCAUGUGGCUUCCCGUAGGUCUCGGCAUCCUUGUGCUUCUCUGUGGCUCCCCAGCGCUGGGGCAGAGGAACAAAAUCCCACCGAACCCCAUUGAGAAAAUACCAAGUCAGCCUAAUCUGGACCUGAAGAAGUUUGCAGGGAAGUGGUAUCUUUUGUCCGUUGCUUCGGAAUGCGAUUACCUUAAGUUGAACAACCACCGCUUGGAAGCCACCAUAAUGGAGGUGUCCCGUUCCACGAAGCCGCAGGAGCUGGAGAACCUCUUUGUCCGCACCUUCAGGAAGCUGGAUGGGAUCUGCUGGGAGAUUAAACAUCAGUAUCGAAAGAACAAAGUCCCCGGCAGGUUCACGUUGAAAGCUCGCGGACCGGAGAACCGAAUGGACGUUGUGGUUGGCGAGACGGAUUAUGAGAACUACGCCAUAAUGUAUUACCAGCGGCAGCGGAGGAUAACCAUCAAACUAUACGGACGCAGAACGACCAUUGGAGAUGAGAUUUAUCAAAAGCUUGAUGAGCGCGUCUCCAGCCAGGGCAUAGAUCUGCAAUAUAUCUACCCCUUCCCGGCAUAUGGAUUCUGCGAAAAGGCCGAUGAGUUCCACAUACUUGACGAGACUUCCAGAUGAGCCUCAAGAUCCGCCCUGAAGACGAGUCGAUAAAUCACAUCUUACUAAUCGUCAUGAAGCCAAGAGCGAGACUCCGAGGGCCCAACAGAAGCAGAGUUGUCCCCAGUAAGGGCCGGCAUCCUAAAUGGAAUCGGCCGCCAUUAAAGUGUUUGGUCUACCCGCGCCGCACGUGGAAACCAUACGUAGCUCUAGUUUAUUGUCACCAAAUGUAUGGAUCUUAAAGCACUUCCUUCUGCAGAGAAAGACGUAAAGUUACAUAAGCUGGCGGGAUCUCGGAGGUCUCUUCUUCAGAUGGUCACACAGGCUUAUGCGACGUUACGUCUUGUUUACCGCCUGCCUCUCCCGCUGCGAGCAGAAUAAAGGAACGGCAGGAAUGUGCGGGGGCUGGAGGGGCAUCAAGAGCCCCAAAAUGCCACCAGCCUGAUGUUAACACUUUGUAUGCCAGUGACCUGCUGAAUACUUAUCAGCGCAAGCAAAGAGUAUUAAGACCAAACUUAACCCAAUAUAGCCCGGUGCGCGCUUUCCCAAACUGCUGACGUUAAUAUUUUCUGUAGAGAAUUAAAAGAAAUCUGAAAUUCU